GGAUUUCUCUCGACAAGGCGCACACAAAACGCUAUUGUUGUUGUUGAAAACUUGACUGGCGAUGAUGACGAAUUUCGCAGCUUUGUUGCUGUUUCUUCUACCCUUAAACAUCUUUGAACACUCAGUUGGGAUGCCGAGAGGAAAGCUACGAUUGAAGGUAAGAGUGGAUAUCCGAGGAAAAGACAUCAUUAGUGCAGCAACACGAUUCUUUACGACAAUAAACCUUUCAUUGACUUUUAACAACAUCGCACGGUUUUCGUAAUACAUAGAGGUAUUCUAGAGAGGUAUCAAGCAGUAUCAGGAGUUAACUUUACAGAUAAAACAUGGGACAACAAGCGAUGCCCUUUCCUAACAAUCAUUUCUGGCUACACGGUCAAUUCCCUUCACCUCCCCUGUUAGGUUAGCAUGUUCCAAGCGGUCAGUUAGUAAAACGAAACGCGAUAGUAAACAGCGCGAUAGAAGCGGAGGAAUGAAAAAAACGAUGGAGGUUUGGGUCGGCUGGCUGACUGUAGCAUUUUAAACUCUUUUUGGAUUUUUGGAUUUUUUCGAUUUAUAAUUAACUUUAAAAAGCAUCAGUUUUUGUGGUCAGACGAACACCAAAGUCAUGGUUAAAGGCAAUUUGAGAGAUAUGGCCAAAGAGGAGUAAACCUUUACUCGGCAUCAUUGAUUUCCCUUUCUCUCCUAUUUUAAUUUUACUUUAUUAUUAUUAUUAUUAUUAUUAUUAUUAUUAUUAUUCUAUUAAAUAUUUAUCUGCCUUUUUUUUUUUUUUUUUUUGCAGCGACAGGCCCCACAAAGUUCCGCCUUAGCAGCUUUGAUGUCGUUCUCCGUCAAACUCUCCGACAUGGAGCGACAAAUAACAUCCUAUGAAAAGACAAUACAACGACAGAAAGCCGAGAUCGACCAACUGACAGCCAAGCUUGACUCCAAAGCUGAUCGAGUUCAAUUCAAAAGUUUGCAGACUUUACUGGACAGCAAGAUGGUGGCGCUUAAGGACGAGACUAAUACGAAGGACUUGCUAAUCGAGCGAUACCGGAAUAAACUCAGUCAGCUGGAUUCUGAGGUUACGGUAAGUGGUCUGGACCCUUCGUUUCUUUAUUAAGGCGCAAGGCCAAAGAUGGGGAGCGGAGAAAAGAAGCGGGUGAAAACUGUCAUAAUAAGCCCUACUUCUAAGUUAAUCACCAAGUAACGAAGUAACUAGCUGAAACAAGUAGAUAACCAAUCAAUAAAUUGAUUGAUGGACUGACUGACGCUCUGACUGACAUACAGACGGAUUGACUGGAAACUGACUUUCUGAUUGAUUGAAUAGCUGGCUGACUGGUUAACUUGCUAAUUUUCUGGGUGACUCACUGAUGGCUGACUGACUAACUGAUUAACCAACAAACUCACUUACUCACUGACUGGCUCGCUUACUGACUGAGUUACUUAAGCAUUUUUGGGUGUGCUCUUUUAAAGUUGAAAAAAAAAUUUGUUAAAGCCAACCAACUGACUGUCUUACUCUUUGGUUGACUAAUAUAGUGACUGAGAGACUGACUGACUGACUGGCCGACUGUCCGACUAACAGACUAGUGUACUGUUUGGAUGGUUGCCUGACCGGCUGCCUACGGUAAAUGACUUUCUCAUAGACUGACUGUCAGUUUGACCACAGGCAACCCAACCGUACUAUGUAUGAUUUUGGGGAUUUAAAAGUCAGAACCAGGAAUAAUUAAUAUGCUGAAUAUGUGUAUUAACUGUGGAAGUAUUAGCCAAAAUUUCCCUUCCUCCAUUGGUAUUCAAUCACUCAUUAGUUAAACGAAGUUGAUAUUCCCUGAAUAUUUUGAUGAUUUAGGGAUGGACGUGUGCUGUGCACCGUUGAUAGUGUUAAAAUCAUUGCUAUUCUUUUUCGUUUUUUUUUAUUUUUAUAUUUAUUUGUUUCAUUUUUUUUACAGUACACAGGAACGCUCAAAGUUCAAUAUGAAUUCAUCGUGCAAUAUGCAUCAUACAAUAUACAGUAAAUACACAUGUUCAGCAUAGUAGAUAUUCCUGUUUGUGACCUUAAAAGCCCCGAAAUCACUUAUGGUACAGUUGGGCUGCCUGUGGCUUGACUUAUUCGAUAACUGCUUGCUUAACUGACUGACUGAUUGACUAACUGACUAGAUAACUAAAAAACUGUCACGGCACCUCAACUUAAAUCAACCAUGACCUAUGGGGAAAGGACUUAUUCCGUAGUGGAACCGGAACUAUGAAACUAAUUUCAAUUACAUAUCCAGAAAAAUCGUCACAGGUAGCAGUAAUGAAAACGAAGCUUAACACUAACCUGUUUGAAGAUAGAUUUGAUUUGUUAUUUUUAAAACGCAAGUCUUUUAAAUUGUCUACAUUGCUAUGGUUUAGUACCAUGGACACCUACUGAACUAUAGCGCUCAAAAAUGUCUUUUUUUAACAAUUUUAAUUAAUUUUUUAUUAUCAAUUAGGACAUAAGCAACCAAUACAUUAAUCUUCGAGGCAAGACAACAGAAGUGCUGGACAGAUUCGACGAACUCGGAUUUCACUGUACGACACAGAAUACAGGCUGGGCUCCAAAAGCCAAUGCAGCCAUUGGAAACCUGGAUCGGCAGUGGGUCCGAUGUAACCCUAAUGAAUUUCUGCAGAGUUUUGUACUGACCUUAGCCAGCAAUUACGAAGAGGACAUGGUUAGAUAUAAGUAUAGGUGCUGCAGUCUUAAUAUCUGAAAGGCGAUCACAGGAACCUUAUACCUUGAAAGUACGUUAAAUAUUAUCCCCAUUUAACCUCUUCAAUCCCAGGAAUGACCAAUAACUAAUUUCUUCUUUCAUUAUCAAAACAAUAUUAAACAGACAAGUGAUGAGGAUAAAAACAAAUAUCCACUAGGGUAUUACUAUUUAAUCCAACACCAAAGUUUUAGGGCCAUCAUUAUAGGAAAUGUUUAGCAGACCAUGAGGUGAUUGCUCUAGGGAUCUUGGGAAUGAAAAGACUCAUUUUAUAAUUAGGUACUCUCAAUGAUUUAGUUUUUGCUUUAAAUGGUUUUCAUUGUUGAUCCAAGAAUUGCUUGAAAAUCAUACGGGAGUAGUUUGAUACACAAUAUAAUGUGAGGAAGAUUCUUGGCAAAAAACAUGGACAACAGACGGCUGACAUAGGAGAGAGGAAGGCUAAAAAAACCAAGCUGCUUUUUUUAAAAUUCUAGUUGAAAUUAUUAUUGUUACAUAUACACAUUUUCUAACUCGUUUAUCAGUUAUAGUAUUUUAGUAUGGUGAUAUCUCUCUAUGUACAAUUUAGUAGAAUAUGAGGUGUUAAAGUGAGGCAAAAAAAUUACUGAUUCCCUUUUUUUUGCUUUUUCUUUUCUUUUUUAUUCUCUCUUCGAAACGUUACAAUAACUGUUUUGAUUAAAAAAAAUAGUAGAUGCAAAAGUAAACCUACUGAUAUCAAAAUAACAGAUCUCGCCACGUGUUAAAAGAUAAUAGAAAAAGAUGAUAACAAUAAUAAAAAUAUUAUG
Pocillopora meandrina is the source of this 3484-nucleotide messenger RNA. The record is from the annotation of a GenBank genome assembly. NCBI's taxonomy places the organism in Eukaryota, Metazoa, Cnidaria, Anthozoa, Scleractinia, Pocilloporidae.